AUGCAAAAGGCAUUGAACGAAAACUUGAAGAAAAUGUACCCAGGAAUCCGAGAGCGCCAAACCUAUUUGCCACGCCGCUGGGAUCGCAAUCAGGCUUCAAUGUAUUUAGAUAUUUCUAAUGACGGACUUACAGUAACAUUUAAAAACAAUUCAAAAAUAAAAGAAGAAAAGGAGACAUCAGCAGUAGUUCGCGCCAAUUUCCCAAUUCCAUGCUCCAUCGGUUUCUAUUAUUUCGAAAUAACCAUUGAAUCCGGAGAACGUGGGUGUUUGGGAAUUGGGUUGAGCCGUCGCGACGGCGCGCUUAACAGAAUGCCGGGCUGGGACCAGAACUGUCUUGGAUAUCACGGCGACGACGGUCAUUUCUUCUCAUCGUGCGGGCACGGAACAUUAUAUGGACCAAAAUUCACAACGGGUGAUGUUAUUGGGUGCGGUUUUGACACCGUUCUUCGCCAAAUCUUCUUCACUAAAAAUGGCGAGCACCUGGGUGUAGCAGCUAAUGGAAUAACUCAUAUAGAUGAUAUGUACCCAACCGUGGGUAUGAAGAAUCCUGGCGAGAAAAUUCGAGCCAAUUUCGGUCUUCAUCCAUUCAAAUUCGAUUUCGAAGCUCACAAAAGGCAACUUUUUGAGAAAAAGAUCGAGAUGAUUGACGAUAUUCCAAUGCCGCCCGAAUUGAACACUUACAUGCACAGAAUAAUCGAGUCUUUCCUUGAAAGAACCGGUGCGGUCAAUACGCUCAAAGUAUUUAACGCAGAUGCGAAUCCGGAUGUAGAGAUGAUUGAAAAACGCAAAGAAAUUUACAAUUUGAUUCUAAAUGGUGGAAACGGCUACAAAAUUGAGACGAAAAUCCGAGAGAAUUUCCCGACGCUGCUCGAUGAGUCGCCUGAUGUUCAUGUUUAUCUCAUGUGUAUGCGAUUCAUCGAUCUUGCAGCAACAUUGAAGCCGUUUCCUCCUCAGGACAAACCAGAGGCUGACGGUGUCACGCCGAAAUUCCCUUCGUCUUCAGCUCUUGUCACAUCAUCGAAGCACACGGUUUCGAAUUGUUCGCCGUCGUCGUCGUCGACGUGCUCGUCAAUCCGAAAUCCGAACAAGCGAACGAGACCUGGUGAUGAUUCGCGAGGAAAACGUGGUACCGAUGGAACGCCGGCGAAAAAAUCGCCAAUGACGGGAAGACGGAAAAAUGCGGAAGGCAUGAAAGUAGACGAAGACGGUGUAGAUUGCAAAAAUGGGCAUUCUUCUUCAAAUAAACAGCAAGAAAAGCUUAUUCGAAUUGAAGACGAUAUGAUGAUAAGUGAAGCUGCAAUGGAGAAAAUGGGCAAAAAUGAAGUCGAGAAAAUUCGAUAUCUUAUUAAUCUGGCCAGAGAGAUUUAUCAUUCAUGCUCGCUUUGCGACAAAUCUCGGGAAAUCGUUGAAGUUGCCUUAUCGAUGCUUCGCUCAAAUCGAAAAUUGUGCGAUCCGUACCCGUUGUCGUUUCCGCAACGCACGUUUAUUGCGAAUAAAGUGAUGGCAGCGAUAUUCCAAUUAAACAAAGAGCCACAAUAUUCUGAAUUGCGUGCCAUGUUUAUGAUGUGGAAGGGUAUUCAAGAUACGAUGGAGAAAAAGGAAUUCCCGCCGGCGUCAUUUCCGCUGGCGAAAAUCUUUAUGGAAUCAAACGGGACUCAGCUUUAUGCGAAUAAGACGAUUCUGGCGCCGAUGGUUCGAGCCGGAAGAACGCCACUGAGAGUUCUCUCGUUGAAGUAUGGCGCAGAUUUGGUGUAUACUGAGGAAAUUGUAGAUCAAAAAUUACUCAAAUGCCAAAGAAUUUUAAAUACAAAAAAUGAUACAAUUGACUAUAAUAAUUAUGAAGAUGUGAUUUUACGAAUAGCACCUGAAGAACGCGGAAAAGUAAUUCUUCAAAUCGGCACAAAUAAUGGAGAAAGUGCAGCAAAAGUGGCAAAAUUAAUUUGUUCUAGUGGAAACGACGUUGCCGGAAUCGACGUCAACAUGGGAUGUCCGAAGCCGUUUUCGAUUCAUUCUGGUAUGGGAGCCGCGCUUUUGAAAGAAACUGACAAAAUCAAAGAUAUUCUAACUUCGUUAAAAGCCGCUUCAAAAGUGCCAAUCUCUUGCAAAAUCCGAGUUCUCGAUGAUCGAAACGACACAUUGAAUUUGGUGCGAGAAAUCGAAAAAUGCGGGGUCUCGGCGAUUGGAGUGCACGGUCGACGACGAGAUGAACGACAGCCGGAUCCAUGCCGGAUCGAUGAGAUUCGCGAAAUCGUGCGAACUGUCGGCAAUAUUCCAAUUAUAACCAACGGUGUUUCUGGCGAAAUCGAGAAAUUCGAAGAUAUCGAGAAAUGGCGCAACGAAACUGAAGCGAGCAGCAUCAUGAUCGCCAGAAAAGCUCUUGAAACCCCGUCGAUUUUUCGAAAAGAAGGCGUUUUGACGAAAUUUGAAGAUAUUGAGAACUUCUUAGACUAUGCUUGUCAAUAUAAUGAGCCCUACACAACCGCGAAAUAUGUGGUGCAAAGGUUGCUCGGAAGCGAUCAGGAGCAUGAUCCGAGGGGAAAAAGCACGGUAGCGGCUGGAAGCCUUCUCGAGAUUUGUCGUGCCUACAACAAACAAGAUGUUUAUGAGUUCUGGAAGAAGGAACGACUUCGAAAAUCGUGCAAACGAAAAGAAUGCGUCGAUUCGGAUGGAAUUUUCAACAUCGACGUCUCAUUCCCGCUGAAGCGGUUGAAAGACGCGCAGGCGAAUGUCGCGACUCCCAAACAGAUAAUACACGAAUAUUGCGUCGAAUCGAAAUUCCCAAAACCGUUCUACCAAACGUAUCGUCGAGAUGAUAAACGCUAUAUGGCAAUAUUAUCGAUCGGGGGACAAAAGUUUCGGUCGACAAUCGCACAAGUGAAUGUUCGGAUGGCUGAACAGGUAGCUGCUCUGGCCGCCCUUUACGGUUUGGGGAUUCGCGGACGAUUGAGAGGCGAAUGGGAAGAGGACGGGAAUAUUGAAGAGGAAAAGGAAGUGAAUAAUACCGAGUCUAAGGAUUAA
Messenger RNA from Caenorhabditis bovis, 3018 nucleotides. Lineage: Eukaryota; Metazoa; Nematoda; Chromadorea; Rhabditida; Rhabditidae. The record is from the annotation of a GenBank genome assembly.